AUGAUUCCUCUGGAAGCGAACCCCCCUGUAUUCAGAUCGUAUUUGGAGAGGAUCGAUCCGAACACGAAGCUCGAUUUUGAAGACGUGUACAUACUAGAGCCCUUGCCAGGGGCGCCACAGCCUCUGGCGCUGAUUUGUCUCUUCUCGUUGAACGACCAAAUCAUGAAGAGGUACCAAACCCUCCCCCCAGCGGUUGCGGAAAGAAAGCCGGCUCAGAAAGGGAGUCGCACGGAAAGAGAGAGUGAGAAUAGUGGUCAAGCGGUGAAGGAUACACAAGAACAGGACCGGCCAGUUUGGUUCACUAGACAAUUCGAGAAGAACGCGUGCGGUCCAGUAGCCAUCAUGCACGCAGUUAUGAACAUCGCCCGUCCCGACUUGAUUGAUUGCGACAAGCUGGCGGAGUUCGCUGGCAAUUUUCAAAGUGGGUCGCAGGCAGCCAACUGCGACCUAGCACACGCCGGUCAGACGAAGCCACCGGUUAAUCUGGACGACGUCUCCGAGCACUUCGUCGCAUUUAUUCCAAACGAUGGACACCUAUACGAGCUCGACGGGCGCAUGAAUGGUCCGAUUGACCAUGGUCCUUGUGACGAUGAUAACUGGACCCAGGCGGCCUUUGAAACGAUUCAAAAUACCAUUGUGAACAUGGAUCCGAACAACUAUCGGUUUGUUGUGAUGGCAUUGACGCAUCACUAA
Messenger RNA from Gregarina niphandrodes, 693 nucleotides. Its product is annotated as putative ubiquitin carboxyl-terminal hydrolase. The record is from RefSeq and is a predicted model, not a curated record. NCBI's taxonomy places the organism in Eukaryota, Apicomplexa, Conoidasida, Eugregarinorida, Gregarinidae. Gene Ontology annotation, molecular function: cysteine-type deubiquitinase activity. The coding region runs from base 1 to 693 and encodes 230 amino acids. Gene Ontology annotation, cellular component: cytoplasm. The transcript has a single exon. Gene Ontology annotation, biological process: ubiquitin-dependent protein catabolic process; protein deubiquitination.